Molecule: messenger RNA, 2058 nt
Organism: Loa loa (African eye worm)
Lineage: Eukaryota; Metazoa; Nematoda; Chromadorea; Rhabditida; Onchocercidae
Product: SRC8 protein
Exons: 16
Coding region: 1-1959 (652 amino acids)
Biological process (GO): regulation of actin filament polymerization
Cellular component (GO): cortical actin cytoskeleton; actin filament; site of polarized growth
Molecular function (GO): actin filament binding
Source: RefSeq, a predicted model, not a curated record
AUGGCAGAUAUCCCCUAUUUUAAAGACGAAUGCAUUGUGUGUAAUGCUCAAUUUUGCUCGUUGUAUAAUUCUCCUGCCUCCGUCAGUCAUGACAAACCGUGGGUCACGGAUAGUAUUACAUUACUGCGGUCUGGUCUGAGUAGAAUUCUCUUAGUUUCCAUGUGGCGUGCACAGAUUGCUAUGACUCCAACUCAAAAAGAGAAGUUAAGACAACAACAGGAAGAAUUGGACGAUUGGGAUACGGACCCUGAUUUUAUCAAUGAUGUAAAUGAAAAAGAGAGUCGCUGGGGUGCCAAAACUGUUGAUGGAUCUGGCCAUCAGGAAUCAGUUUCAUUAGAUCAGUUACGUAAAGAAGUAAUUGAAAGCGACAACUUGAUAAGGGCCAAAAAAGCAGCAGAAAUGCCAAAAGCAAGUGAAGGGUAUGGUGGGAAAUUUGGUGUGCAGAAGGAUCGUAUGGAUAAGUGUGCUAAAACGUGGGAAUACGCUGGAAAAGUAGACAAACAUGCAUCACAGAGAGAUUACUCUAAAGGUUUUGGUGGAAAAUAUGGCGUUGAAUUGGACCGAAAGGAUAAAAGUGCUCUUGGUUGGGAUGAAAAGACGGUUCUUUCUAAGCAUGCAAGUCAAAAAGACUAUGUAAAAGGUUUUGGUGGGAAAUAUGGAGUUGAGACUAACAGAAAAGAUAAAAGUGCGCUUGGUUGGGACGAACAGGAGAAACUUCCACAACAUGAGAGCCAAACAGAUUACAAGAAAGGUUUCGGCGGAAAAUUCGGUAUUCAAGAAGACCGCAGAGAUAAAUGUGCACAUGGCUGGGAGGAACGUGAAAAGCUGCAACAGCAUGAAAGCCAAAUAGAUUACAAAAAAGGGUUUGGUGGUAAAUUUGGUAUUCAGGAAGAUCGUAAAGAUAAGAGUGCAGUUGGCUGGGAUGAGCAUGGAAAAUUGGCAACACAUCAAAGUCAAGUAGAAGAACAAGUACCGAGAGGGAACGCUUUGCCUGUUGCACCAAAAGGAAGGGCUUUAAAUUUACGUGCUAAAUUUGAACAACUUUCAGUUGCUGAGAGUGGCGAAAAGGUGCAGCAAGAACGUGAACGUCGAAAACGAGAAGAUGAAGAGCUGCGUAAACAGCAGCAAAAAGAAGAGGAAGAAAGACAGAAAAAAAUUGCUGAAGAAUGGAAGCGACGCGAAGAGCUAGAACAACAGAUGGAUCCAGAAGCAAUUCGAGAAGAAAUACGACAGCAUGAGCAGUUGCAUCAUACUGGAGGUGCUCCUAAACGGCAUUCUCGUGCUCCAGCUGGUGCCGUAGCAAUAAUGCCUGGAAUAGCAGGGUCGCCUUCUAAACGCGAAAAUUCUGUUGAGCCGCACAUAUUGUCUGAAGCACAAAAUGUUUCCUCUGUAUCGGAAAAAUCUACACCACAGUUGGUCAAAUUGCCACUUUUCAAUCCUUCACCUAAUAAAACUUUCAGUGGUGUGGAACGUUAUGCUCCACAUAACGAUGGUAGGAAUGAAGAUGUUCUGAACUGGGAUAAUGAAAUACGGAGCAACUUUACACCCUUAUCAGUUCACUCAGAGACAGAAAUGUUAGCAAUAGAAGAAAGAAUGUUAAUUGGAAACAGGUACGAUGUGGUACCGGGAGAUGACUUAGUACCACCACCAGCACCUAAAGCACAAUUACUGGAUAUGACUAUUGCGCAUGAUGAAAUACAAGACGAGUCGCCUAUAAAGAGAGAACAGUCGAAAAUAGCAACGGUAAGUGACCCACUUUCGUCACCAACGCAUCCGCUUAGUUCUGCAGGUCUUACAGCUGUUGCCAUUUAUGAUUAUCAGAAACAGGAUGAUGACGAAAUCAGCUUUGACCCUGAUGAUAUCAUUACCAACAUUGAUCAGGUUGAUGCUGGUUGGUGGCGUGGACUUUGUAACGGGCAGUACGGUUUGUUUCCAGCAAAUUAUGUCGAACUACGAUAAAAACUGUUUCGUUGUAAUGUACUAUUAGCUUGAUUUUCUUCUGUGUUUUUCUAACUCCCCAUAGACACAUGUACUCUUUGAAUAUUUGCUAAGGAUGUG